Akanthomyces muscarius is the source of this 5547-nucleotide messenger RNA. RefSeq lists its product as uncharacterized. Bases 1 to 5547 code for a protein of 1848 amino acids. The transcript has 4 exons. Gene Ontology annotation, biological process: cell motility. The record is from RefSeq and is a predicted model, not a curated record. Lineage: Eukaryota; Fungi; Ascomycota; Sordariomycetes; Hypocreales; Cordycipitaceae. Gene Ontology annotation, molecular function: catalytic activity.
AUGCCCUUGGCCAUCGCACUCGCACCCCAGCUUUCAGGGUCAUUUGGCUCAAUCCCGCUACUUCAACUCUACGCGCAGCUUCCGCACACGUGUAUCAGUGGCUUCACUACACUGUUUCCUGGCGCCUUGCUCAACACAUCACAUGUCCCAAGACGACUAGCUGCCAAUACCGCCAUACUGCAGCUGCCGGUAGUUGCCCAGCGGUGGCCUUGCGCAGUCCCUGGCUGCAUCGAGCACCAGCUGCAGCUUUCCGAUCACUACCGCUGCAAGAGGCUCGGUCUAAAUCUGCCCAAAAUUUUGAUUGCCGAUAUACCGCUUCGAUCCGCGAGCCGAACCAAUCCCAAAUCGCCGACACAUGAUGAUCCAUACACGCCACCUGUUGUUGGGGGCGCGCUUGCCCCCUCGGCUUCCAGCCCGACGACCCCGGGCGGAGCGGCAGUGGACAAUGUAAACGGCCAAGAACACGAGACGGCACUAUCAAGCCAUCCCUCGAGUUUAUCUGCUGGCUUGUCCCAUCCAAACGCCACAGAGUCAUAUACCGCUGAUUCUUCCGGAACGCCUCGCGGCCAAGCCUCUCCAGCGACUCCUGGCACGCCCGGUGCCCGCGUCCAAUUUGCACGAUUUGACCCUCCAGAUUUCCAACCAUCCCACUCCCGACACAACUCUACCGAGAACCCUGAAGGUGCCAAGUCUAGAGGUGGCUCCAUCAUGUCAAAGCUCAAGUCCCUUACGCCCAACUCUCUCCAGUCCUCCAAAUCGCCCCCCCUCGACAUGGAGAAUACGCAAGCUGCUGCAGCUUCUCCCACGACUGGGCGUUUUGCUGGCCGAUUUCCCGACACACUACACGAGGAGCAGGAAGAAACCGAUGCGGACCUGGAAGGCGAAGCUGAUGCCGAUGUGGAAGAGGAAGCAGACGAGGCACAGCCUGCCGGACCUGUCAAGAAAAAGAAGCGCAGAAUGCGCCGUUUCGUCAAAGGUGAUGGGUCCGGCCCCGUGUCGCCUUUCCGCUUUCCCAACGAAGGCGAUGCGUUUGCCCACAGAUUUCUUAAACGUCGCGCGAGCAUGCCAGACACCUCAAUGCACAACCAAGUUCUUUCCGAAGGCGAGACUCCACAACAGCCCAAGCGACGUCCAUUUACGAGACGCGGUCAUUCAUGGAUGAACCCGGGCAUGGCGCAUCACGAAACUGACAUCGAAGCGCUUGAGAGCUCAAUUGCUGUUGGUCGUCGUCAGGGCCACACUCGCCGCAUCACUGUUUUUGGGGGCGGUGGCGUUUCUGACGGCGAUGCCAUGAUUCAGCGCAGGCCAUUCUUCAACUCGGAACGCGCCUCCAACUUUGGUGCCCAAAAGUGGAAACAAGUCAAAAGUACUCUGAAACUUUUACGUCAAAAGAAGGAGGAUCGCUUCGACUACUACAAAUCCGCCGAGUUGAUGGCCGAGUUGAGAGCUGGUGCCCCAGCUGUGCUCAUGUUUGCCAGUAUGAUUCAGCGAGACGAACAUGGGAAUAAGAGGAUCCCAGUUCUGUUGGAGCAGCUGAAGCUGAGAAUCACACACAGCGCCCCAGUGCCGGACGACGACAAGGAGCGGCAUUGGAAUUUUACCAUUGAGCUGGAGUACGGCAGCGGACCCAGCAGAAUGGUCUGGACCGUCAUUCGCAAUGUCAGAGACUGCUAUAAUCUCAACCUCCGCUACAAGUUCGCCUUGAACAACGACAUGUACUUGCCGGGCCAGGGCCAUGUGGCCGGUCGCCCCAAGCAGCCCAAGUUCCCCUGGUCCGCUUUUCCUUACCUGCGAAGUGUCCGCAAGAAGCAGGGAGAUAUUAGCGAUGAUGAGGAGCAGGCAGCUAGUGGCGGGGAGCAGACAAUGCAGGAAGGAGGCGAGCCUGGAGCUGGUGACGAUGUCGAAGCUACCGGCAGUGAAGGUGGCGGCAAUCGACACCCACGUCGCAAAAGGUCUCGUGUCAACAUGCUCGGCAUGAGACGCCGCUCGACCGGGUUUACCGACAAUGGUGAAGGCCCCAGCGAUGAGAGCGCCGAAGUCAGGCGUCAGGCCUUUGUUGAGAGGCAGCGACGAACCUUGGAGCAAUAUCUCUCCGAGAUGAUUCGCUGGCUCAUGUUCAGGGCCGAUAGUAACCGUCUUUGUCGAUUUCUCGAACUCUCUGCGCUUGGUGUCCGUCUCGCCGCUGAAGGCAGCUAUCAUGGCAAGGAGUGCUUUCUCCACAUUCAAUCUGCCAAAGGGCUCGACUUUCGUCGUGUGCUGACACCUGCCAAGGUGAUUGCUCGCCACAGCCGCAAAUGGUUCCUCGUCCGCUCGAGUUACAUUGUUUGCGUCGAAUCUCCCGAGAAUAUGAACAUCUACGAUGUGUACCUUGUCGAUUCUAAAUUCACCAUCGCCUCGAAGAGAAAUGCCGUCAAGCAGAUUGCCACUCAGAAGAAGAGCGAGAUUGACCUAACAGCGGAACCGUCGUCUUCAAAGCAUCACACCCUGAAGCUGCGAACCUCCGAGCGCAAGGUACGCCUGUUUUCUCGCAACCACAUGGUCCUGAAGCAGUUUCAAGAAUCCAUUAGUGAAAUGCUGCGAGAAACUGUCUGGUCUAAGAAAAAGCGGUUCGACAGUUUCGCUCCUGUUCGACAUGGCGUGUUCGCACAGUGGCUAGUUGACGGCCGCGACUACAUGUGGAAUGUUUCUCGCGCCAUCAACAUGGCCAAGGAUGUCAUCUAUAUUCAUGACUGGUGGCUAAGCCCUGAACUGUACAUGAGACGGCCGGCGGCGAUCAGCCAAAAGUGGCGCCUCGACCGUCUCUUACAAAAGAAGGCCCGCGAAGGAGUGAAAAUCUUUGUCAUCAUCUACAGAAACGUCGAGGCAGCAAUCCCCAUUGAUUCCGAGUACACAAAGUUCUCGUUGCUGAAUCUGCACCCCAACAUUUUUGUUCAACGAUCGCCCAACCAGUUCAAGAAAAACCAGUUCUUCUUUGCCCAUCACGAGAAGAUUUGUAUUGUCGACCAUGAUGUUGCUUUCACGGGCGGUGUGGACCUGUGCUUUGGCAGAUGGGACUGUCCGCAGCAUCCCAUUGUCGACGACAAGCCGACUGGUUUUGAACAGUCUGAUGCACCAAAGGAUGCGGAGCACUGCCAGCUGUUCCCGGGCAAGGACUAUUCCAACCCACGUGUGCAGGAUUUCUUCCGUCUCUCGGAACCAUACGAGGAAAUGUACGACCGCUCCAAAGUCCCAAGGAUGCCAUGGCACGAUAUUGGCAUGCAGGUUGUCGGUCAGCCUGCUCGCGAUUUGACCCGCCAUUUCGUCCAGAGAUGGAACUAUCUGCGCCGCGGCCGCAAAUCAACCAGGCCCUUGCCAUUCUUGCUGCCGCCUCCCGACGCCAAAUUUGAAGAGCUCCAGGCGCUCGGCUUGACCGGCUCCUGCGAGGUUCAAAUGCUGAGAUCAGCCAGUACAUGGUCCCUGGGGUUGGAAGAGACGGAACACAGCAUCCAAACUGCAUACGUUAAGAUGAUUGAGGAUUCGGAACAUCUUGUCUACAUUGAGAACCAAUUCUUCAUCUCCAGCACCGAGGCAUACAACACCCGCAUCGUCAACAGAAUCGGUGACGCAAUCGUGCACAGAAUUGUUCGAGCACAUGAAAACGGGGAAAGUUGGCGUUGUAUCAUUCUCAUCCCGCUGAUGCCGGGCUUCCAAAACACUGUCGAUGAGCAAGAAGGUACCAGCGUACGACUUAUCAUCAUGUGCCAGUUCCAGAGUAUUUGCAGGGGCGAAAAUUCCAUUUUUGGUCGCCUACGUGCUGCCGGAAUCGACCCCCAGGAAUACAUCGACUUCUUUUCUCUCCGCCAGUGGGGAACCCUGAGCACAGAUGCUUUGGUUACCGAGCAGCUAUAUAUCCAUGCCAAGACAAUCAUCGUGGAUGACCGUGUAGCUCUGAUUGGUUCAGCCAAUAUCAACGAACGUUCCAUGGUUGGCCAUCGUGACUCAGAGGUUGCGGCAAUCGUUCGCGAUACUGACAUGAUAUGGUCUACCAUGGGUGGAAAGCCGUAUCAAGUUGGCAGAUUCGCGCACACAUUGCGCAUGCGAUUGAUGCGGGAGCACCUCGGUCUAGACACUGAUGCCAUCCUCGAAGAAGAACGACAAAAUGACGUUAAUGGCGAAAUAUUUGAGGAACAAAUGGACAACAUCUAUGACGAGAAGCCUUCAUCACUGAAUGACGCCCGUGAAGGCGAAUCCAGUAACUCAGCGCAUCCAGGGAUGCCUCAUCUGCGAAGCUUCAACAACGACCUUGACAUAAAAAUGGCCAGGGCUGUGGACCGUGACUCAUCAUCAUUUGAGAACGAGGACAACCCGAAAGGCAAGGGCAAACAGACAGAAAAGAAUAACGACUUCCAUGCUGAGCGCCAUACCAAGGAUGUUUCUGGCCAUGGUGCUGACCAGUGGAAGGCUGCUGAGAAAUCUGGCCUCGAUGGAGGAAGAGACUCUGUUAUUGUAGAUGGUCGCGAAUUCUUGGUCAGCAGUGCCGAUGCCAUGGGCAAAGGCACACUGGCAGACCCUCAGCACAGGGACCCGCAGGGACCUGAGAGCAGACCACAGGAACAUGUCGAAAACAAGAAGCUUCCACCUCUGCCGCCAUUUGACGAGCGUGCUGGUGAAUUGGACCAGCUUCGGCCAGCCCAGCUUCCUACACUGCCUGAAACUAGUGACGCCGACAUCCGUGGAGACGAGUUCGGUGCCGUCCGUCAUUUGGCUGGCGACAUUAAGAGGGCAACCAUCACGAAGGACUGCAUGACGGAUCCGAUUGUGCCCGAGUUCAUCGACGACAUUUGGAACAGGGUCGCCAGCAACAACACCAAGCUAUACCGCAAGGUUUUCAAAUGCAUGCCGGAUUCCGAGGUCAAGACAUGGGCCGAGUAUCGCGACUUUGUGGCCUACGGCAAGAAAUUCCAAGAGAGCAUGGAAGUCCGCCCCACCUCGGAGGAACAAGACGCUACGAGCGAGGCGGGUGGCAAUGCGAAACACACCGCAAGCAGCGGUGCUAUUGGCAUCUCUGUACCUGACCUGGAGGCGCUGGCGAAUAUCAACGGAGAGGACUCAGAGAAGCUUGCUGCCAACAUCAACGAUCAGCAGACCGAUCCCAACGUUACACGCGAGAAGCAAGGCGAUGUUGGUGACGAGAAGGCCGCAAUCGUGGCAGGCGAAGAGCAGGAGAUGGGUGCCGAGGCCGAGAAGCAAACGACAAACACUGAACCGCUUGAACGUAAGACGACAACAUUUGCCAACCUCGAGAAGCCGUCGACCAAGGAUACUACCGCAACAGCGGCCCAGGCACAAUUUGGCUCCGUAAAGAAGCGACGUCGCGCGGCUACUAAGGGUAGCCGUCGCUGGUCCAGCGCCGACGACAUGCCGUCUCGCGCCGAGGCCGAGGGCCUUUUGAAGAUGAUUCAGGGCAACCUUGUUGAAUUUCCCUAUGACUGGCUCAUUACCGAAGAACACAACGGCAACUGGGGCUACCAGGUGGAUGGCGUUGCACCGCUGGCGAUUUACAACUAA